Molecule: messenger RNA, 489 nt
Organism: Procambarus clarkii (red swamp crayfish)
Lineage: Eukaryota; Metazoa; Arthropoda; Malacostraca; Decapoda; Cambaridae
Product: cytochrome c1-like
Source: RefSeq, a predicted model, not a curated record
AUGGCGGCACGGAGCACCCUUAAGAAAACUUGUCGGGUGUCUGGGGCGCCCGUCUCGUCUUUGAAUAUAGCCGAUGAUCCAGCAGCUUAUGUUCCAGCUGGCGGAGUUCCAGCUGAAGUUGUUCCAGCUGAUGAUGUUCCAGCUGCUGAUGUUCUGGCUGAUGCGGUUCCAGCCGAUGCUCCAGCAGCUGAAGUUCCAGCAGAGGAUGUUCUAGCCACUGAUGUUCCAGCACCUGAGGUUCCAGCAGCUGAUGUUCCAGCUGGCGGUGUUCCAGCCGAUUAUGUUCCAGCCGAUGAUGCUCCAGUUGAGGAUGUACCAACUGAUGCUGUUCCAGCCAUCGAUGUUCCAGCUGCUGACGUUCCUGCUGCAGAUGAUCUAGCCGCCGUUGCUCUAGCGGCUCAGGUUCCAGCCGAUGCUCCAGCAGCUAAUGCUCCAGCCGCCGAUGUUCCAGCUGCUGAUCUUCCAGCUGAUGAGGUUCUAGCUGAAUAG